Trematomus bernacchii (emerald rockcod) is the source of this 4142-nucleotide messenger RNA. RefSeq names its product coiled-coil domain-containing protein 136-like. The coding region runs from base 382 to 1824 and encodes 480 amino acids. The transcript has 12 exons. Gene Ontology annotation, biological process: acrosome assembly; single fertilization. Gene Ontology annotation, cellular component: acrosomal membrane. Lineage: Eukaryota; Metazoa; Chordata; Actinopteri; Perciformes; Nototheniidae. The record is from RefSeq and is a predicted model, not a curated record.
UUCUAUUUCCGUUGCACUUACUUCUGUUUUUUUCUUACAUUUCCUCUUUCAGAUGUCGGCAGGUUCCAUAUGUGUUUGACUGUGUUGUUUGUGCGUCUGUGUGCACUUCCUGCUCUUUGACAGUGCUGUGAUAGGAAUAUCCUCCUACUGGGCCAGCUAAUGGUAAAGCCUGACCCUCCUUUCCUCUCUCUCCAAGCUGAGAGACUGUUUCACGGCACACCUCACAUUUCUGGCUCCUUACGUUCUGCACAGAAGUUGCCAGAUGUGAUAGCGGCUGAAGAAAGAGUGAGUAAGAGCUGAGGUGGGCGUGUGGAGCCUCUUGACCCUCUCUCGCCCACUCUCUCCCGAGUCUCCCCCUCUCCGCUGCAGCUACAGGGGGCUAUGGAUGGACUGCGUUUACCUCCACUCAUCGAGGAGGCUCUGGACUCUACAGAUGACCCGUGCGAUCUGAAAGCAGAGUGCAGCCCCACCAUGGACAACCAGAUAACAGCGAAGGAGAGAGGCAUCCUGCAGGAGAACAACGAGAAGGAGGCGAUGGACCAGGAAGAGGAAGAGAAGAAGCUGAAGGAGCAGGAAGGCGAAGGGGAGGAGAAGAUGAACAAGGAGCAGGAGCCGCUGACGGAGGAGCAGGAGCUGGAGGAGCUGAGGGCCCAGGUGCUGCAGCUGCUGCUGGAGCUGGACGACGCCAGAGAAACCUCCAACCAACACCAGGAGAGCUUCCACGAGCUGCAAGAUCUGUUGGAGGACGAGCGUCUGACCAGCGCCCAUCAGGCUGAAGCCUUCACCCGCCAGAUCCAGAAUCUGCAAGCCCAGCUGCGCUCUGUGCAGGAGGAGAUGGACAGCCUGGAGGAGGAGAAGGAGAGCGAGCUGGCCGAGGCCCAGGAGGAGCUGCGAGUCGCUCAGGAGGAGGUGAUCCUGCUGCAGCAGACGGCGGACGAGGCGGCGGCAGAGAGGGAGUUCGACAUCGCCUCGCUGCAGGAGGAGCUGUGCCGCCGGCGGGCCGAGCUGCAGCGCCUCAGCGAGGAGACGCAGGAGUACGAGCUGGAGAUCACCACGCUGAGGGCCGAGAUCAGCAUGAAGAGCCAGCGUAGGGUGGCCGAGAGGAGAGAGGGUGACGUGGACCUGCUGAAGGAGGAGUGCCGCACGCUGAAGGAGGAGUGUGAGACCCUGAAGGAGGACAACAGGCGUCUCACGGAGAGGCUGCAGCUGCUGCAGAGACAGAGGACAUGCUCCAGCGUCUACCUGUCUCUGAAGGAGGAAGACGGAGAGGAGGGCUCAGAGGGGAAGGAUAUGCAGACCGGCUGCGAUGAGGUCAUGACGGAGAGCUACAUGACCAUGGCCCAGUCUGGGAACUGUCGCCUGGUGGACGCCUCCAUCCAGAAGAACAUUUCUUUUGAUGGGAAGCCCGCGACACAGAGCAGCUGGAACGGGGGCAUCGGGGAGAUCUUCUCCCUGAGGGAGCAGCUCAAACAGGCGGAGGAGAAGGCCUCACAGGUCCAGAGAGAGUGUGACGGGCUGAAGACGGAGCUCCAGGAGCUGCAGGUUAUGUACGACAGCAGUCAGAGGGAGCGCACCGAGCUGGAGGAGGAGCUGCAGCGCUGCAAGGCUGAGCUGCAGAAGCUAGGGGGGGCUCAGAGAUUCAUCCAUCCGUCUGAGCACCCUGUUCUCUCCAUCCCCUUCAUAGGAAUGAUUGUAAUAUUGGCUGUGGUCUGGUGCUGGUUGUCGGAGCUGGCGUCCCAGAGGGCAAGGAAAAAUAUCUCAAAACCUGAGCAUGGCAUCUGCAUGGCUCGAUACUGCCAGACUUUGUAUGCUAAACUACGCUAAUCCCCUCCUGUCCCCAGUUCCAGAGAAUGGGGAGUGAGGUAGGUUGGAACUCCAUUUUGACUAUCACUGCGGCCACAGCAGUGCUGCUGAUGAUGACUCGCUUGUUGAGAGCUCUCGUCCGAUGUUGAUUGGAUGGGCAACAUCUGCACAGCGACAGACGUCUGCUUCAGUCCAGCUCUCUCCUGCCGCGUCUGUACACUGAACUGGAAUUCUCUAAAAGUGAGCUGACAGCCGUGUAGUAGAAAAGGUUGUCGCUAAUAGGAAGAUACAUGCACUGAGAACGAUGCACUCAGUCUCAUUUGAGGUUGAGGACGAUGAAGAGUUGACCUGCAGAGAGCCAACAGAGGACUGAUCUCACUCCACUAAAUGUUGUGCUUUGUCUCUCCUCCUCUGUGUCUGUGAAUAUUAUGUUUCUCUCCUUUUAGCUAACAAUGUGAUAAAAAUGAAGGUUUUGAUUUUUAACGUGCACCAAGUGGUUUUGGGUUUAUUUAUCCAUUAUUUAUUUAUUUGUUUGUUUGGAUAUUGUUCAUAGAUGUCGCUGAUAAUAAUGAAGAACAUGGAGUAUAGGCAUUUGAUGCACUGAAAUCCCUGAAAUGUACAUACAGUAUGCCCUUUAAAUGUUAAUACAAAGAGCAGUUUGACAUUUUAUGUGAACGAUUUGACUUAAAAUGGUUGCCUUCCUUUGAAUAAAUUCUGCUUCUGGAUUGAAUGUCGCAAAAUCUGCAUGAUUUAACAACAUGCCAACAUUACCAACUAUUCUGCCACCAUUAUUCUGCCAAACUUAACUUUGGAAUAUCAAAUUGAUGUCUUUCGAUUGCUAAGACAAAUGAUAUGCAGUUACAAUGAGAACAAUUGUAAACAACUGUCAAUCCAAGCCCAGAGCAGCGAGCUCUUCUUCACAUUAUUGUUAUUCUUAUUUCUCCAGGCUCGGUCACUUCCUGUCUUGUGUCUGACUUCCACUUUCCUAUUUAAUUAUCAAUUUAACCGAGACGCCAGAAAGUCUGCAAAAGUUUCUGAUUCAUCUCACCUGCCCACAGCUUGAUUUGAAUUUCAGUUAUCUUACGCCCACAGCUACAUUGUUACACUUACAAAAUGUUCGCUGUAGUUUUUCUAUGUGCUAUUAAAGAUAUCCCAGCAACUUUGGGAGCGAAUCUUAGGAGGCUCAAGCUAUAAUAUUGUUAUAUUUUUGAUCAUUUCAAUGUGGAGAAAUAAGCUUUUGUUCCUCUCCAGCAGGAAAUGGCUAGUGAAUUGUUAUUUAGAUUUAUGGGGAUCGCAGGUUGUUCCAGGUACUCGGUGUAAAAUGUCCGCCAGCAUCUCCUUGUUUACUGACGACAUACUUUAUGUAACAAACUGCAGAACAGAUAAACACCAGUGGACAUUCGGCUACACUUAAAUUGAUCUACUGUUGUGACUGAGGUGACGAUUGGUGUUAGUUGUGAGGGCAUUUUAGCAAUUAAUAUGGUUACAAAAUAUUUAAAUAGGAAGUUGUCAGGACAUGUUUGUUAAGGCAGUCAAUACAAAACAUAAAUAUGUAUAUGUGGAAGGACUCUGAUUAUUGUUUAUAUUUGUGAAACGUAUUUUUUUGGUGAAAAUAAUUAAGGUUUAAAAAAAGCAUGCUAGAAAACAUUUAGAAGCACAAUAUAUCAUUUAAGUUACUUUGUAUUCCAUGUAAAUAGUUAUGACAUAAAGUACUAUGGGAGAGAUAUUUCUUAAAUCCAUUUGUACUCGCUUUGUAGAAAGUGAAUUCUAUUUUGAAAGAGCUUCGUAUAUUUGAUAGCCAUAUUAUAUGCUGUGUAAAUGUUUAGUUAUGGUGACGUUAUUCAGAACUGCUUUCAUUACUAAUCUUUUUCAGUACCUCUUUGUUGAAAGGUUGUGUAGUCAUUGCAUGCAUUUCAAUUGCAUUUUACCUUAGUUGCUUGAAAGACCAAUUUAAUUCAGAAAUGAAUUAAAAGUCUUUGCUGACACAUUUGUCAUUAAACAAACUCCUGAUAAGCAAUGCCUGAGCAAUUGUAUUUCUAUUUAGGAAAAUGAACAAAGGUAAAGAUGAGCCACUGGACUGCAAAUGCUUCACUGUCUAUUCAAAAAUAUAUCAGCAAUAUAAAUUAAAUUCCCAUUGACUGCAAUGGUACAUGUUAUAAUUAUUUUCAUGAUUUCCUGAAUAUUAUCUUUAUCAUAGUUUCACAAGCUUCUAUAUUGCACUGUGUUUCUCAGCUUGUUGCUUUACAUAUUGUGGUUUUCAAUAUAGUUUGUGGCUAUUUUGUUACAUCGAGGUCUAUUUUGUACUGUAAUGACUUGAGAAAAUAAAUAUAACUCCCCCA